Messenger RNA from Neurospora tetraspora, 4658 nucleotides. RefSeq lists its product as uncharacterized. The record is from RefSeq and is a predicted model, not a curated record. The transcript has 4 exons. The coding region runs from base 151 to 4479 and encodes 1442 amino acids. NCBI's taxonomy places the organism in Eukaryota, Fungi, Ascomycota, Sordariomycetes, Sordariales, Sordariaceae.
UACGUCGGUGUCUUCUCUUCCCUCGUAUAGUCGCCAUCCAUCAUCUGGAUUAUUUGUUGCCGCGCUUUUCAACACACAAUCAGCAGCAUCAACACCACUAACCAUCUCACUUUCUACUUACCUUGGCCCGCCUCACCAGUCCAUGGAACCAUGGACGACGCCAGCAGCUCCCAGCAGCUGGUAGAUACCAGUCAAUCUACCCCCAAUUCACAGAAUGAACCCGUCACAAGCACCAUGACCCCUUCUUCCUUUUUCUCCAAUGAUACCCCCUCCAACAAUGUCCAGCAGGCCGCUGCCGAUAUUGCCGCCCCAUCAGCCCCCGUCCCAAAGGCAAGAGGCGGCACUCGCGGGAGGGGCCGAGGUGGCCGUGCCAGAGGCAAGGGCAGAGUUGCAAAGGCUGGCCCCAAGAUAACAGCAGCAAAAGCUUCUACCACCAUCAGCAAACCAGGCACUGGUCGUGGCCGCCGUCAACGGGCGUAUCAAUAUACCAGAGCCCAGGCCGCCUAUGAGCGCAACAUGGAGCUUCGUUCAGCCUACAACCAACUCGCCCGCUUGGCCAAGCCCGUUCUUGACGAAAUUGGUGCCCGUGAGAAAAAGGCUCUCAUGGAGAACCCCAAGAUGGUCGACGAAGCUCCCGAGUACCAGGAAGUCAUGGGCUUCCUCGACCAGCGCCGUGAUGACACCAUCGCCGCCAGCGCUCGUCGUCUAGAGUUUGAGAAAGCCAUGGCCCUAAACGUCUUGGAAGGGCAACGUGAGGCUAUUGAAAGGUCAACAAAGCAACUCACGGCCGAACUAUGUGAGGAAUGGUACACCUCAAUGCUGGCAGAGGUCGAGAGAUUGGAAUUUCUUCACCAGAACAAACUUCCCUUGGAUCUGCCCCCUGCUCCUUGCACGGAUUACACCUAUAAGGACAUCUCACAAAAGCAAAUGGAUGAGCAGGGCAGGUUUGCCGAGCGCGACGAUGAGGGCAAUGAACUGCCAUGCUCCGGCAAGAAGGUCAGUGAGCUCAUGACCGAAGCUUAUCAGAUCCACUCCCACCUCUCACCCAAGCGCAAGGCCAAUGGCCAGCUGGCGAGCGAACCCAACCCCAAGAUGAUCAAGGCCCACACAUCCAGCCUUCUCGGUGGCACCGAUACUAUUCGGGGGAGCACACCGGAGCCCGGCUCAAAAGCUCCAUCACCAGUGCCCUUCUCCCCGUCCAAGGGCGGACAGGUCCAAACCAGUUUGCUGGAUCCCCCUCUUCCCAAGGGUGCUGAGGAACCGGAUGAGUACUGGGUACGCCUAAUCCAGCGUAAAGACAAGCGUGCCGAGUUUCACAACAACCGUAUCAUGGUGCCGCCCAUUUUCGAAUUCGAAGACGACGAGAUCGGCUUCCGCGACUCAACCAACGAUCCCGUCAAGGGCGCCACCAAAGCCAAGCGUGGCAGAUUCUACAUGACCCCGAACUCCAACUACUUUUAUCUCGACCGCCGCGCGUCAGGCUGGGAUUCCACCCAGGUUGAGGGCGAAUUGGACGAGGAGAUUGUCAAACAGUAUGGGGUCCAUCCCAAACUGGGCAUUCCUCUGUCGUCGUCCACCAACGUUGAUGAGCCCCCCAUUCCUCAUGUUUCUGGCUGGAAGCCUGUAGUCUUGGUUGAUCCAAAGGGACAACAAGUUCAUGCUUCGAGGACCAUCAAGGCAGCUAGGCUGGAUGCUCAAGGAAAAAAGUUUGAUCUGAUGAAUGCUCUGCAUAAGUUUUGCGAACAGGAAGGCAUUUCCGACAAGGAAAUCGCACCGACCAAGGAGGAGCGCGAACAGAAGAGAAGGCAAGAGCUUGAGUUGAGGGGUAUCGAUCCCGACCAAGAUAUCGAGUCUCAGAUCUCCCAAUCAGUUACUCCCGCUCGCGUUCCCUCGCCAGUCAACACUGCCGUCUUUGACGACUUCGUCCAAGGAGCCCUUCAGGCCGCCGCAGCUGAUGAGGAGGCUGAACGGACAGCGGCGGCAUCCCGGGCUCAAACUUCCAAGCCAUUUGACGCUAUCAGAGAUGCACUUAUGGACAACUCGACGCCUGUGCCGGCCCCACAACCGCCGGCCCAGCAGCCACCGGCUCAAAUCCCUACUCAGGAGACGCAAGUCACGGGCUUUGCUGAUACUACCAGCUUGUCCUAUCUUGCUGAUGUCGCUGAGAGGGAGUCACAAGAGCAGCGGUACCUAAUGCAACCUUACCACCACCAAGGCAUGCAGUCCGGCCCAGUACCGCCGCGCACGUAUUCGGAGGCUCAUCAGGAAAGUACUCCAAUCGACCCAUCGUUGUUGCCACCACAGUCACAGCACAACGGUGUGCCUCGAAACAGCGAUUUCGAAAGGCCUCCUCAACAUUACCACCAUGUAGAAUAUCCUCGGCCAGAAGGAUACGGGGUCUAUCCCCAUCAAGAGCCUCACCCUAAUGACGGAUCGAGGCCUAAUGAUUUUCUAAGGACGGCACUCAAUCCUUCCGCGUAUCCUCCGCCCCCGGAAUCACAUCCUGGACAAUACCAGGACUACUCCAUGCAGGGUCCUGCCACUGGCCGAACGCCCUUCUCCAACACGGCUUCGUCUAAAGGACUUCCAGCUUUGCGACCUAUGCACGGAACGCCUGGUCCUGAUGGGCAGGUCAGCCCGGUUCUCGCGCCUUCAGUCCAUCCUAGCAUGGUGGUAUCGAAUAGCGGUGCGUUCUAUCCUCCGGCGCCUAACAGGCCCUUUCACAAUGGUUACUCGGCGCAAGAGUCACCAGUACCUAUGCAAGCGGCUGUGCAUCACCCACAGGGCAUGCCCAUCCAACCACCACCCGGCCACGCCGAGCCGCAUCCGUCUCAGAUGCAGAUGCAUCAUUAUCCGAUGCCGCCUCAACCCUAUCAAAACGGCCCGAUCCCUCUUGCGCCGGCGCCAGGUCCGAUGCAGGGCCCCGUACAUAUCCCCGCGGCUUCUCCUUCGCCUGCGCCCGGUCCGGGUCAUGCGCCGCCUAUGCUCCAGCCGGCACCGCAACCACAUUCGAUGGCACCGAUGCCUGGUCAACCGAUGAUGCCUACGGCCGGUAGCCCACCGCCAGGGCGUUCGCGUCCCGGAAGCUCUUCGGCACCAUCUGGACCACCUCCUCCCUCCGGGGCUGCUGCCGCAUCGAACAAGUACCGGAAACUCGAGCCCGCCCCGACGCCUCCUCACCGUCUCGGCUACACCGCCAACGGCCAGGAGCUACGAACCGUUCAGUUCGACUACCGCGAGGCCAUCAAGGAUUACACCCCGGUUGAGCCGCCCCCUAGGCAUGGACCGACUCACAUCCGGGGUUGGACCCAUAACAAUCUCAAGAAGGGCCCGGGGGCCAACAGCAACCGCCCUUCCUCAUCCAAGGGCGCCGCCACCACCAGCAACGGCAAAGGGGUCCCUGCCGUUGCGAAACCGUCCUCCGCCGGUCGUGCUGGCCCGUCUUCGUCGAGGGCUGUUAGCAAGACGCCCGCUGUUUUCCCGCCGCCUGUGGUUUUCCAGGCGCCUGACCCUCGGUCGCCUACUGUCUCACAAGCGCCCCCUACUCAACCAGCUGCUACUCAACCGGCUGCUUCUCACACAGCUAUUGUCCCCCAGGGUCCCGCUAUUCUCCCAGCGCCUUCUACCUCACAGACGCCCGUCGGUCCUAAUGCGACCGUCAUCCCUCAAAAGUCUGCAGUCGAUUCUGAAGCACCUAUCAAGCCUGUUCGAGUCGUCAUAACCGCCGACAGGUCGAUGUUGGUCAUUUCCGCGUCUGCCAUGAAGAGGUUUUACCGGAACAGGUCCCAAAGUGCCAGUUCCACUACCAGCAGUGCCAGCAGUGCCAGUGAUAACAACGGCGCCAAUGACGAUAAGGGCUAUAACGUCGUUAAAGAAGGAAUUGAAGUCGCGGCCCCCACCCCCGCUCUCACUCCAGCAACGGAGGCCAGCAGCGGCUCCAGUAGCUCCACUAAGAGAAAGAGAGCAUCCACAUCCGAGGACUCGGGAAGUAGCCACGGCCCCAAGAGGAUUAAGUUUACGAGCUCGCAAGCAGUACCUGUGUCAGCGGGCAAUGAUGCGUCGUCAUCGUCAUCGUCGGCGGAACUGCCACAGCUGCGGCCCCAGCAGCCACAACAGCAGCAGAAUUCGCAACAGGAGAGCAUCAUAAAGGAUUCAAUCACAGUAGCCACCAGCAGCAGCCCGGCGGUCACCGCCAGCCCGGUUACCGCCAAGAGCAAGAGCCCAGCUAAGAGUCCAACCGCAAAGAAGACCCCGUCUAAGAGAAAGAGAGCCGCAGCAGAUAUCAAAGAGGAAGACGGAAGCCCAAGCCCCAAAAGGGUUAGAAUCAAAAAGGAGAACGAAGAGCCGCGCCAACGUCAGCCCGUCCACAGCAAUUAUAGGCUUAGGAACAGGGGCGGGCCGCGGCUGAAGUUCAAGGAGAAUAAGAAGGGGGAGAUGGAGUUGGUUGAACUUGGGGAUGAUCAGGAGCCUCAGAACUGAGGAGGGAGGGGAAAUACGGGAGAGAAGUUGGAGUGAGAGUUGACUUGGCUACGAAGUUAUCGAAUCCUCCUCACCAAGAAAGAUUCCAAGGGCUACAAAACAGGCUCUACAAAGGCAUCUAUCUGGAUAUACCAACCACGACACAUAACAGAUUGCAUUUCACAUAUACUCUACAUUUU